Oikopleura dioica is the source of this 1107-nucleotide messenger RNA. NCBI's taxonomy places the organism in Eukaryota, Metazoa, Chordata, Appendicularia, Copelata, Oikopleuridae. The record is from the annotation of a GenBank genome assembly.
AUGACUUCGUUAGAGAGCUUCAGAAACGAGUGGAAGAAAGAAUUGAGCGAGAAGAAACAGACAAAUGCGAUAGAUUUAUGGCUACAGGCGGAAGCAUACGAAGCAGAUGGUGAUCUCGGGAAAGCUAUCAAUUUCUACAGCCGCGCAGAAAAACUCGACCCUGACGUUUUUUCGAAAGUCCGUCAGUUCCGACCUGAACGAGUCAAGCCCGUCUUUGGCGGCGAUUACGAAAAAGUUUCAAAAACAAAUCUCGAAGAGGACCUCAACAAAAACCUCGAAUCGCUAAAAAUCUCCACCGGCGGGACAAAAAACACUGGUGCAUUUUUCGACAAUCCAGAUUUCUUGGCACAAGUUCCAAGUCGACCAAGCCUCGUCGAUUUUCCGACAGAAGUGAUUGAAAAAGUCAUGCGAUGUUUGGCAUCGAGUGGGCAUUUGAUUUCGAUUGGGAAGCUCUCCCUUGUCUGUAAAUUUCUGUACAACCAAGCUGAGGAUGAAAAGCUUUGGAAAGUCGCCUGUAGGAACUUUUUUGAUGAAGAAACGCUUACUGAACUUUUCAAAAUUCAUGGGAACUAUAAGACAUGCUAUCUGAAUACUCCUAAGCCAAAUCUAUCAGAUGGAGUGUACGUCGGGAAACAAAGCUAUUGGCGUGAGGGAGAGCAGCGAGGAUGGACAAAUAUCGCUCAACACGUGACCUACCGGAGAUAUUUACGAUUCUAUCCGGACAAUCUUGUCAUUGUCGUCUGCUCUGCGGAAGAACCCAAAUUCAUUAUGCGCAAGAUUUUCUCUAAUGACACGGGAUACAAACGCAUUAUCACAAAUUUACCAUCUCUUAGACAGGUCUGUAUCCAAAAGAAAGAUGUUCGAAAACUAGCAGGAGUUAAAUACGGCCGAUGGCAUUAUUUUCCAACUGAGAAGAGGAUCGAAAUCGAUGUUUCAGAAGAGUUGCUCUCAAAAGUUGAAUAUACGAAGAUUAUUUUUUCGCUGGAGAAAAAUGGUCGACAACUAGAUUGGGUCUACUAUCGCUGCACGGAAAUGAAAAGUAAUCAAGAGAAUUCUAUCGAACUGCCAGUAUCUGAAUUUCCCUCGCUUGAGCUUUAUCGCAAAUAA